UUUAUAAUAGGAAAAAUUUCUUUCUUUCACGCCGCCACCGUGCUUCGUGUAUAACCUCUCCAGUCACCUCUCAAAUCCACUUAAAUUCACUUCUUCACUAUGGCUGAACAACGUGAGAGAACCUUUAUCAUGGUCAAACCCGAUGGUGUACAACGUGGCCUCGUCGGAGAAAUCCUUCAGAGGUUUGAGAAAAAAGGCUUCAAACUUGUAGCUCUCAAAUUUGUAUGGCCGUCUGAAGAACUUCUACAGAAGCAUUACAGCGACUUGUCAUCGCGACCAUUCUUCCCCGGUCUAGUCAAGUACAUGAGCUCGGGACCCGUGGUGCCCAUGGUUUGGGAAGGACUCAACGUUGUGAAGACUGGACGUCAAAUGCUCGGCGCAACAAAUCCCGCGGACUCUCAACCGGGCACAAUCCGAGGCGAUCUCUGUAUUCAAGUUGGCCGCAAUAUCAUUCACGGCUCUGAUAGCGUCGAAUCGGCUAACAAAGAAAUAGCUCUCUGGUUCACUGAAAAGGAAGUUGUUGGAUGGACCCCUGCUGCAGAAAACUGGGUUUACGAAUGAAGUGAUAAUAAUUCCAUUAUAUUUAUAAGUCAAAUGAAAUAAACCAAUUAUUUAAUCUCAAA
Maniola jurtina (meadow brown) is the source of this 623-nucleotide messenger RNA. RefSeq names its product nucleoside diphosphate kinase (gene awd). Gene Ontology annotation, biological process: CTP biosynthetic process; GTP biosynthetic process; UTP biosynthetic process. The coding region runs from base 100 to 561 and encodes 153 amino acids. Gene Ontology annotation, molecular function: nucleoside diphosphate kinase activity. The transcript has a single exon. NCBI's taxonomy places the organism in Eukaryota, Metazoa, Arthropoda, Insecta, Lepidoptera, Nymphalidae. The record is from RefSeq and is a predicted model, not a curated record.